Messenger RNA from Peromyscus eremicus (cactus mouse), 1751 nucleotides. Its product is annotated as protein FAM228B. The record is from RefSeq and is a predicted model, not a curated record. The transcript is spliced from 9 exons. NCBI's taxonomy places the organism in Eukaryota, Metazoa, Chordata, Mammalia, Rodentia, Cricetidae. Bases 165 to 1217 code for a protein of 350 amino acids.
GGAAUUUAGGAAACUGCUAGAAAUUAGGAUCCUGGAGGCUAGUCGGACGAUCCCACACGGCUUGGAUAGCAACCCAGCCGCGAGGGCUCCGAAGAGCCCGCCUUCAUGGCAACUUGGAACAUGGAUGCUUUUCUAGGGGCACUGUUGCUUGGCGACCUACCACAAUGAAAGCUGGGAGGAGCCAGGAGGAUAUGGUAGCUGGCACGCUUCCUAGGCGCAAGAGCUCCAAAGAAUGGCUGGAACCACAGUCGCUCUCUUUCAUGGAGGCUUUAGCUAAAGAAGAUACUGAUGCAGCUGUUCAGUCAAUAUUAUAUAGAGAAAAUUAUGUAAUGAAGGAACUAGAUAAGUAUUUAUAUCAUCAUGACUUCUUAAAUGCAAGAAGAAAAGAGAUGUUGUAUAAAAAAUGGGUUGAGUGUGUGGCAGAUCCUCUACAGAAGAAAAUUAUAGAAAAAGUUUGUUCACAUAAGAAGAUUAAAAAGAGGAGACGACAAGAAUUAGACAGUUUUUUGAGACAUGUAAAUAAGAAGGGAAAUGCAUUUAUAGAGCAUUAUGAUCCAAAAGAAUAUGAUCCUUUUUAUAUGAGCAAAGAGGACCCCAAUUUUCUAAAGGUCGUCAUGCCGCCAUUCCGUGACCCUCUGAAAAAAGCCCAGAAUGACAAGGACAAUGACAAGAAGACUCUCCUCCAGUGUGAGACCGGCAAAAUCUAUACAAUGAAAGAAUUUAAAGAGAUCGAGAAGGCCCAGCUGCAUUCCAGGUUCCCGAGUAUUUCUAAUUCAAGGCAAUGCAUGACUCCAAACGGAUGGCUUAAAGUGCCCAUGAGAUACAUAGAAAGUGAAUUUUGUAAAAGGAGCAGGGUCAAAAUGAAGGUGAAUUUUAAUGCUAGUACUUUUGAUUUGACUCCCCUGAAGAGGGUGCCUAAUUUUCUGGAGUGCCUGGAGGAAGAAAAGACCGUCAGUUACAAAAACAGAGGACUCUCCCCUCUGGACAGUGAAGCUCCGUGUCUCCAGGAGGGAAAGGAUCCAGGUUCCCAGGGGAUCAGUUCUGAAGGUCAUCAUUCUUCUGCAGACCUCUGCCAGGAGGUAGAAAGGGAUGAGGUCCAGGACGCGGUGAGAACUAACCAGGACGACGCGGUGAGAGCUGGGACAGUCAGUCCCAUUUUGGGAUACCCAGGGCAGCCCUUGCUGACACCCAGGUCUAAGCAGGCGGGAACUUCUUGAUAUGGUGGGCUCUUUAGAAGCCAGGAGACAGCUGAGCACACCUCUAGUGGGGAAGAAACCAAGACAGGUGUCGUUCAGAGGGCGCGUGCCCUUGCAGCUCGGUGGAGCCGCCGCACAAUGCACAUGCCCAGUGUCUCCUAUUUCCUUGGCUCCUGACUUGACUCCUGAUUGGGUAAUCUUUCUACCACCUCUACCCACUCUCUCCCAUUUACCUGUAGUCAAGCCAGGCCCUCUGAAUUGUCUCUUUUAAUUCAAUCAAGAAUUAGUUUUCAAAAGGGCCAAUACUAAAAGCAGUAAUCUCUAAGGAGGAAAGUGUAGCUCCCAAAGGUAAAAUGUCUAGAGAUACAGGUCUUCAUAGAGACCUCCCAAGGGAACUACAGUAGUGUGGUGUCAUUUGACGGACCUAGCCUGGCACCCAGUCCAACGAGACCUCUAGGUCUAGAGGGUCCUUUUACACUUGUGUUUCCUGUCCCAUUGCUCUGUCCCAUACUAUGGAGACGGUCUCUUCUCCGGGCGGCUGGACCCCGAAAGGAU